CCAGCUUGCGGUCACACUGAUGCAGAGUUAAUCACAAAGUUUUUUUCGUCUAGCGUACAAAAAAGAUUUUAACGUAAUUUGUUUUGUAGAAUAGUGAAAGAGCUGAAGGGCACAUAGCUGUCGUCGUUUUUUUUAUCAGGCAACAGCAGCGACUCAUUCGUUUCCUAGGGCGAUGGAUGCCAAUUCACGUUUUCCAGCGCGUUUGCCAGGGCCCGCCAUUAGCUCAAUUGUGGAGAACUCGGAAUCGGAUCCUCUGCCAAGUCUAUCCGAUUUGCAUGACUGCGAACCAAAGCUGGAGUUUGAUGAUACAGAGCUGUUGACCUCAGCGCCACUUGAGAAAGAUGUUAUGGUUGGUGAUUUUGUGCUAGCCGAUGAUUCCGAUCUUGAGAACGAAGAACCCAACAAUCCAUUAGAGGACGAUUUCGAGGAAUUGCGCGAACAGUCGGAGAACACUCCAUCGGUACUCAAGCAAAAUAAAUGUGAUUUCCUGGGCACUGACAAGCAAGGACGUCACAUUUUCGGCAUUUACGCAUCGCGUUUUCCAGAAAAAUCCCAGCUGGAAGGCUUUGUGCGAGAAAUCAUCAAAGAGAUUGAACCCUUUGUGGAGAACGAUUAUAUACUCGUCUAUUUCCAUCAGGGACUAAAAGAAGAUAACAAGCCAUCGGCGCAAUUCUUGUGGAAUUCCUAUAAAGAGCUGGAUCGUAAUUUUCGCAAGAAUCUUAAGAACCUGUAUGUGGUGCAUCCGACGUGGUUUAUACGCGUCAUCUGGAACUUCUUUAGCCCCUUUAUCAGCGAAAAGUUUCGCAAAAAGCUAGUGUACAUCGCCAGCCUCGAUGAGCUGCGUCAGACGCUGGGCCUAGACAAGCUCAAGCUGCCCGACACCAUUUGCGAUUUCGACGAUAAACUGAAUCCAAGUCGCAAUCGUGCGAAUCCAGCAGCCGCAUCAGCAUCAGCAACCCCCAAUGGGCGGACAACGAUGCAGUUUGGUGUGCCCUUGAAAUUUAUCGUAAUGCACAGUCCAUGCCUCAACUCGAUACCGCCAAUUGUGCGCAAGUGCGUGGACUCGCUCUCGAUCACCGGUGUCAUCGAUACGGAAGGCAUCUUUCGACGCUCCGGCAAUCACUCUGAGAUUAUGGCGCUUAAGGAGCGUGUCAAUCGUGGCGAGGACGUGGAUCUCAGCGAUGUGAAUGUGCAUGUUAUUGCGGGUCUGCUCAAAAGUUUCCUACGUGAUCUGGCCGAACCGUUGUUAACAUUUGACCUGUACGAUGAUGUCACUAAGUUUCUGGACUGGCCCAAGGAGGAGCGUUCGCGCAAUGUCACCCAGCUGAUACGCGAAAAACUGCCCGAGGAGAACUAUGAACUGUUCAAGUAUAUUGUGGACUUUCUGGUGCGUGUCGUCGACUGUGCGGACCUCAACAAAAUGACCUCAUCGAAUUUGGCAAUUGUGUUUGGUCCGAACUUCUUGUGGUCCGGUCGCAAUAACACAUCCCUGGAUGAGAUUGCACCGAUUAAUGCAUUUGUUGACUUUGUGCUGCAGAAUCACAAGGCCAUCUAUCUGAUCGAUGUCAAUCAGCGCACGGUGACCGUCGAUUAACCAACCCUUAAUACCACCACAAUCAAGUCCGUAAUUUGUAAAUUGUUUCCAUUAAGUGUUUAGCCUUUAAGCCCGCUAAGUGGAGCACAGUGAAAAAAGCGCAAGCGUUCUUUCGUGUAUAAAGUGUAUUAAUCUUAAGUUACAACAACAAUUUACUCUCUUUUAUUUAAUGCCUCGUAAAAUUGUAUGUAAGGUUCUUUCUUCUCCACUAUAUCUGAUCUUUUCCACCUUUUUCUUUUAACUGUAUUCUGUACUCUGUAUCUCAACCCUAUAACUCAUUUCAUGCAAACAAUUGUUAAUUUACCAAAGAAAUUUGUACUUUGUUUUAUAUAUAUAAAAAAAAGGAAAACUAAGAAACGAAUAUGAUGCGAUAAAAUGUUAUUUAUACGAAACGCACAUUCCAAAACUAAAAACACAAAAAAACAAA
Molecule: messenger RNA, 2021 nt
Organism: Drosophila nasuta
Lineage: Eukaryota; Metazoa; Arthropoda; Insecta; Diptera; Drosophilidae
Gene: RhoGAP68F
Product: Rho GTPase activating protein at 68F
Exons: 6
Coding region: 173-1594 (473 amino acids)
Biological process (GO): negative regulation of endocytic recycling; small GTPase-mediated signal transduction
Cellular component (GO): cytoplasm
Molecular function (GO): GTPase activator activity
Source: RefSeq, a predicted model, not a curated record